AAUUGACAGCUGCCGAUAUGUUGUCUGUGGGUGGCUGUCGCAGUAAAAAAAUUAAAGCGGUGCAUGUGCAGUGCUUGCGUAUUUAUUUCUGUAGAAAAGUAUUAAAAACUCGGUUAUAUAUUUCACAGAUUUGUUAAAAAUGUGCAAGAUAAUAUAGUUAAAGGCUAAUACAAGUAUAAUGAACAUUUUCUUUUGUGUAACUAGUUGUUGAUUUCAGUGAUAUAGCAAAAAUGACGGAAAUGUCGUCGAAGAGUGAGCUGAAGAAGCUCUCUGAGGAGAGUCUGACUCGGCAGCCGGAGGAGGUGUUUGACAUCAUAUGCAAACUCGGAGAGGGCUCCUAUGGCAGUGUUUACAAGGCGUUACACAAAGAGAGCGGGCAGGUGCUCGCGAUCAAGCAGGUCCCAGUCGACACAGACCUGCAGGAGAUCAUCAAGGAGAUCUCAAUCAUGCAGCAGUGUGACAGCCCCUACGUGGUCAAGUACUACGGCAGUUACUUCAAGAACACAGACCUAUGGAUCGUAAUGGAAUACUGCGGCGCCGGCUCUGUCUCCGACAUCAUGAGGCUGCGCAAGAAGACCUUAUCAGAAGACGAAAUAGCCACCAUCUUGUGUGACACCCUCAAGGGUCUGGAGUACCUGCACAGAAGACGGAAGAUUCACAGAGACAUCAAGGCUGGGAACAUACUGCUGAACACUGAGGGCCAUGCCAAGCUAGCAGACUUCGGGGUCGCCGGUCAGUUGACGGACACAAUGGCAAAGCGCAACACAGUAAUAGGAACUCCAUUUUGGAUGGCUCCCGAAGUGAUACAGGAGAUCGGUUACGAUUGCGUGGCAGAUAUCUGGUCGCUGGGUAUCACGGCACUGGAGAUGGCAGAAGGGAAGCCACCAUACGGAGACAUACACCCCAUGAGAGCCAUAUUUAUGAUACCUACGAAACCACCUCCGUCGUUUAGAGAGCCUGAUCAAUGGUCCCCAGAGUUCAUAGACUUUGUAAGUCAGUGUCUUGUGAAGAAUCCAGAGGAGCGAGCGACCGCCGAAUACUUAUUGACACAUGAGUUUAUAGGUAACGCCAAACACCCCAGUAUCCUGAGCACGAUGAUAGCAGAGGCGCGCGAGAUCAGAGAGAGUCAAGUGUUCCGGAAUGCUCAGCAUCAAACCAAUAAUGCUAAGACAUUCGCUGCGGGUGAGGGUUACGAAGAGGCGACGAUGAAGCAGCGUAGCGACGGCACGCUGGUCCCGACCAGAGACGCCACCACGGACCUGGCGGCAGACCUCGGCACCAUGGUCAUCAACGAGCCUGAUGCGGAUCUAGCUACCAUGAAACGUCACGAUACAGACCCAAUGGACACGAACCGUCCGAAGUACCGGCCGUUGUUCCUGGAGCACUUCGAGAAGAAAGAGGUCAACCACCUCAACAUGGCGGCCACUACCAACGGAACACUCACUCCUGCGCACCGAAUAGUGCCUGAUGAAGACAGCGUGACAGCAGAAACAGAAUCAGAAGCGAAUCCCGCACUAGCGUUCCAGCGCGCGUUCGUAGAGGAGGGCAAUUUCGAAUUCGUAAGUCAGCUGCACGUCCUCACCGUACUCCCGCUACAAACACGUGGAAAAUCAAAACAGUGACCCAAAUGUAAGAGGCCCGAUACAAUUUGUUUAGUUUGCAUGACACAACGACUACAGUUUGAAAUCUCGGCUACCUAUCAGUGACGGAGUUGGAAGAUCGAGUGGCGCGAUUGGACGCGGAAAUGGAGGCCGACAUUGAGCGUCUGCGCGCGCGCUACCACCGCAAGCGACAGCCCAUACUCGACGCUAUACAUCUCAAGCGUAAGCGACAACAGAACUUCUAAGGAUUGAAGGUGCCAAACUACGGUCCGGACUCCAUCGAGGAGGAGCGGAGAUGUGUACUCAGUGAACUCUAUUUAGAGGGCUGAGUUGUAUGGAUGAACGAAAUGGAGAAUGUUAACAGAUACAAAUAAGUACAUGAACUUCAUAGAAAUUAAUUUGCUUACUUUUGUUGUACAAUCGAAUUAUAUUCGUCCAGUUUUGAUGACUUGCAUUUUUAACUGCAUUCUUUGUAUUGUGACGUCAUAAUUGAAUUUUCUAUAUACCUACAUAUUCAUAUUUUGACAUUGCCAUUAAUAGUAGGUAUUAAAAUUAUAAUAAUUACGUUUCAUAAUUAUUUGAAAUACACAAUAGUUAGUUUUUAAAAUACCUUUUUAGCAACAUGCUCCAUUUUAUUAGUUAUUUAAAAAAACAUCUCCGCUCAACUCGUCACGUCUUAGUUGGAGUCCCGACUUUCAACAUGUUCCUAAAUUAUUACCCUCGAUGCAUUUACAAUACUAAAUUCGGCCUAUAUUUUUGAAAUUUAUUCUCAAUUUAAUAACUUGGCCAAAUACAGUGCCAUUCGUGUGGAAUAUUCGUUGUGUGCUUUGAUUAACGUUUGGUGCGAAAUUUAAGCCAACAACUUUAGGCUGACAAAAUACUUCUUUAAAUAACAAUUACGUCAUAAGGAAAUUUAACAUUUCAAUAAAGUAAAAAUAUCACUUUGACACUUUUUUAUGUAUUUCUAUGAGUACUAAAAAGCUGUAAAGUACCUUGUAUGGUAUUAAAAUUUAUAAAUUUGAUAUUGGAUCGUAUUUUCUACAUAUGUGCUACAAUAUAGAGUGCUUUUAUGCGUCAUUUGGAAUAUUAAGGAAGAUUAUUGAACAGUAAUAUAUGAUACUUACUUAGGUU
Molecule: messenger RNA, 2732 nt
Organism: Spodoptera exigua (beet armyworm)
Lineage: Eukaryota; Metazoa; Arthropoda; Insecta; Lepidoptera; Noctuidae
Source: the annotation of a GenBank genome assembly